Molecule: messenger RNA, 1020 nt
Organism: Lindgomyces ingoldianus
Lineage: Eukaryota; Fungi; Ascomycota; Dothideomycetes; Pleosporales; Lindgomycetaceae
Product: PWI domain-containing protein
Exons: 4
Coding region: 1-1020 (339 amino acids)
Biological process (GO): mRNA processing; regulation of mRNA splicing, via spliceosome
Cellular component (GO): spliceosomal complex
Molecular function (GO): RNA binding
Source: RefSeq, a predicted model, not a curated record
AUGGCGCUAAGUGUAGAUCAGAAGCGAUUAAAAGCGACCAAGUUCCCGCCCGAGUUUGAUCAGAAAGUCGACACGUUGAAAGUGAACGUCGACCUCUUGAAGAAGUGGAUUGCAAGCAAGAUCACUGGUAUCCUAGGUGAUGAAGACGAUGUUGUCAUCGACACCUGCUUUAAUCUUCUUGAGGAGUCCCAAUUUCCCAAUAUCAAAGCGAUCCAAAUCCAGCUCAUGGGCUUCCUAGGCAAAGACUGCCCCGCAUUCUGCAGAGAGCUAUGGACCUUGAUGCUGAGUGCCCAAGAGAGCCCCCGCGGCGUUCCCAAGGAGCUGCUGGAAGCGAAGAAGCUAGAAAUGAAGCAAGAACAAGCUUCCAAAGCUGCUGCCGAAAGUCGUCGCCAGCAAGAACGCGAACAAAACGAAAUGAUUGAUUCGUUUCGCCGUGACGAGCGUGUAGACCGCGGAGACCGUGGAAGAGGCCGGGGUUUUCGCGACCGCCCUGGUCGAGCCAGAGACUUUAACCGCCGCCCGCCUCGACGCGACUCGAGAUCACCACCUCCUCGCUCCCCACCGUAUGCUAUCAUAAGACCGUCGGGAAAGAAAUCUGCUGACCUUAGGCACAGAAGACGUAGGAGAGUUUCUCCACCUCCUCGACGGGAACGUGACAUAUACAUCCCACGCGGGCGUGGACGGGAUCGAGACAGAGCAUGGGAACGACGCUCCUCUCCGUCGUUGAGCCGGUCAAGGUCUCCUCCACGCCGCCGCGCCGAGCAACAUCUUCUUCAAGGUCCAGAUCUCUACCUAAGCGUCACCACGGAAAGUACUCGGGGAGAGACAGACCAUCAUCUUCUCGCAGUAGAAGUCGCGGUAAAGCCGAACGCGGUAGAAAGUCACGGAAACACGAGUCUAGAUCCAUCACCCCCAAAGAGAAAUCUCGCUCACCACCCAGAAGGUCACCUUCUCACUCUCCUCCACGUCGUCGAAGCUAUGUCGAUCGUUCGCGUUCGCGUUCACGUUUACGGUCCGUAA